AUGGGGAAAACCAGCUCUCGAUCGGAUGGCAAGACUCAUGCGGACCUCAAGUUCGAAAAGAAAAUGCAAUUUUAUGACUUGGUCAGGAGUGCAGUUGCGAAGAAAGCUAUUUCUAAGGAAAAGCAGCAAAAGAAGAGAAGCCGUCAAAAGAGAUUAAAGGCUUAUGAUCUAUCAUCCAUCUCUGAGUACCUACCUGAAGUAAAUUCUCCCUCGGAGUCGAAGCCUGCCGAACUCAAAAUCAACAGUAAAACAAGAAAUAAGUUGGUGCUGAAAGAGGGUAACCAGCUAAAGACUGUUAUAAAUCAUCCAAUAUUUCAAUCAGAUCCUUUAGGUGCCAUUUAUCAGCAUUUGCAGAAUACACAGCCUGCUGUCGACAAGAAGCCUAAGAGAAAGGAUGAUAAAACGAGAAAGAAAAAAUCGAAACAGAAAUCGUCGAAGGGCUUACAGUCGAUGGAGAUUUAA
Molecule: messenger RNA, 462 nt
Organism: Striga hermonthica
Lineage: Eukaryota; Viridiplantae; Streptophyta; Magnoliopsida; Lamiales; Orobanchaceae
Source: the annotation of a GenBank genome assembly